Lycium ferocissimum is the source of this 1101-nucleotide messenger RNA. RefSeq lists its product as uncharacterized. The transcript is spliced from 3 exons. Bases 155 to 916 code for a protein of 253 amino acids. The record is from RefSeq and is a predicted model, not a curated record. Lineage: Eukaryota; Viridiplantae; Streptophyta; Magnoliopsida; Solanales; Solanaceae.
UUAACGAAGUCCUAAUAAUUGUAGAAGAGUGAAUCCAAGGCAAAAUAGGACGAGGAUUUGGUUUUCUCUAUAUCUGUAUAAGGAUGAGGAAGGAAAUUAAAGUCAUUAAGUAAAAUUGUUUUGGUUUUCUUGGUCUUGGUGUUGGUGGGAUUUGAUGAUGAAAACUAAUACUAUGGAUUUAUCAAUCAGUAUCUGCAGCCGCCCGGGUGAAGAAGUUCUCCCUCUCUGUGCCUCUCCCCGUAGCCUCUUCCUCAGCACAUGGACGUUUUUCUCUCAAAGCUUCGACGCCGUGGUUUCAUCUUUCAAGAAGUUUAGGUGGGCCGUGUCAGGGUUUGGUGUAGCAGGACGUGCUGGGCGUUUCAUUUAUGGUAAUGAUUUAUGGUGGUUUCUUUUUAGUUACGUUCCAUGGUCAUGCAUGAUCUUUGCCUUAGUGAAGUUCACUGGUGCUCGACAUGUUUACAAAAUCUUGAUGGUUCUCGACAUUAUUAUCUUUCCUGUUGGCUCCAUAAUUCAUAGUGUUGUGGUGUACUCUGUUGUUUAUUGGUAUCGCGACAUGCCUUUCCGGUUAAUGGGUGCCAAGGCGAAAUUUAUGAUAGAGGUCAUUCCUAUGAUAAUGGCAGUAACCUUGCAUCACCUUUUGGAGUUCAAUUAUGGGUAUCUCGAGCUACUGCUAGGCUUCAGCACAUAUUUCUAUACCUUUGCGCAUUUCACGCACGUAGCAUAUGACAUUGGAGUAAAAGACAUAUUGGUGGGAUUAGUAAUGCAGGUUCUUGGUUACAUGCUGAACGUAGAAUUGUUAGUUAGAGCUUUGGCUUUGAGCUUCUGCUUAGGUUAUAGUUUCUAUAGAUACGUGACUUAUUGUGCUCCUGAAGUACCUGUGCAUUCUAAAAAGGAGUUGGAGCGGCUGCCUUGCUGAUUUGAAGGUGUUUGUAGAAGGACAAAUCAUUAGUAUCUCAUAAAUUAUGAGUUGUUUGCUCUCUUUAUUUUUGUCAUGUGAUGAGUCUUUGAUUCACACAUUUGUUCUUGCUCUAUCUUGUGCCCUUAUCACUGUAUUUUAACCGUAUCAAUGGAAAAAAAAAAAGGGCAAAAUAUUGGUACCAA